CAAACCUCUGGGAUAUGUCAGUGUAACCUUCCGCCUGCGGUAGAUGUGCUGAGGCUGGAGUAGCCACCAUUUUGCAUGUCUAGUGUGUUCCUCCCUCCAUUGCUAAUAGAGACGAUUCCAGUCAUUUUCUGGCAUCACUACGGCUAAGAAUGCCAGCUCCGAUCAGACUGCGGGAGCUGAUCCGGACUAUCCGGACAGCACGGACCCAGGCAGAGGAGCGUGAGAUGAUCCAGAAAGAGUGCGCUGCUAUCCGCUCGUCUUUUAGAGAGGAAGACAAUACAUACCGGUGCAGAAAUGUGGCAAAGCUCCUUUAUAUGCACAUGUUGGGCUACCCGGCACACUUUGGGCAGCUGGAGUGCCUGAAGCUGAUUGCGUCCCAGAAGUUCACUGACAAACGGAUAGGUUAUUUGGGAGCUAUGCUGCUGCUGGAUGAGAGGCAGGACGUCCACCUACUAAUGACAAACUGCAUUAAGAAUGACUUGAAUCACAGCACACAGUACGUGCAGGGUCUGGCCCUGUGCACCCUGGGCUGCAUGGGUUCUUCAGAAAUGUGUCGUGACCUGGCAGGGGAGGUCGAGAAGCUACUCAAAACAUCAAACUCCUACCUGAGGAAAAAAGCGGCGUUGUGUGCAGUUCAUGUCAUCAGGAAGGUUCCAGAACUCAUGGAAAUGUUCCUUCCAGCCACAAAAAACCUGCUGAGCGAGAAGAAUCAUGGUGUUCUCCAUACAUCAGUUGUCCUCCUCACUGAAAUGUGUGAAAGAAGUCCUGACAUGCUGGCCCACUUCAGAAAGCUGGUUCCACAGUUGGUGAGAAUCCUGAAGAACCUAAUCAUGUCUGGAUACUCUCCUGAGCAUGAUGUGUCAGGCAUCAGCGACCCUUUCCUGCAGGUGCGGAUAUUGAGACUACUGCGGAUUCUAGGCAAGAGUGACGACGAUUCCAGUGAAGCAAUGAAUGACAUUCUUGCACAGGUUGCAACAAACACAGAGACAAGUAAAAAUGUAGGCAAUGCAAUCCUGUAUGAGACUGUACUGACAAUAAUGGACAUCAAGUCUGAAAGUGGACUGAGGGUGUUGGCUAUUAACAUACUAGGUCGCUUCCUUCUUAACAAUGACAAAAAUAUAAGAUACGUGGCAUUGACAUCCCUACUAAAGACGGUACAGACAGACCACAACGCAGUCCAGAGGCAUCGGAGCACCAUCGUGGAUUGUUUAAAAGACCUGGACGUGUCCAUCAAGAGACGUGCAAUGGAGCUGAGCUUCGCCCUAGUGAACGGCAACAACAUCCGAGGCAUGAUGAAGGAGCUGCUCUACUUCUUGGACUCCUGUGACCCGGAAUUCAAAGCAGACUGUGCAUCAGGAGUCUUUCUAGCUGCAGAGAAGUACGCCCCAUCAAAAAGAUGGCACAUAGACACCAUCAUGAGAGUCCUGACAACAGCGGGGAGCUACGUGCGAGAUGAUUCUGUCCCCAACCUCAUCCAGCUCAUCACCAACAGUGUGGAGAUGCAUGCCUACACAGUACAGAGACUCUACAAAGCACUGCUGGACGACAUCUCACAGCAACCUCUAGUGCAGGUGGCGUCCUGGUGCAUAGGAGAGUACGGGGACCUGCUUGUAUCUGGACAGUGUGAGGAGGAGGAGCCCAUUCAGGUGACUGAGGAUGAAGUUCUGGAUGUGCUGGAGGGCCUCCUGGUGUCCAACCUGUCCACACCUGUGACCCGGGGUUACGCCCUGACUGCCAUCAUGAAGCUGUCCACUCGCUUCAGCAGUGUUAACCGGAUCAAGAAGGUGGUCUCGAUAUAUGGCAGCAGCAUCGACGUGGAGCUGCAGCAGAGAGCUGUGGAGUACAACGCACUGUUCAAGAAAUACGACCACAUGAGGCCAGCUCUCCUUGAGCGAAUGCCCAUCAUGGAGAAAACUGCUACUAACGGUCCCACAGAGAUUGUUCAGACAAAUGGGGAGACAGAGCCCUCUGCUGUGGAACCAAAACAUCCACCACCUGUCACCCAGCCAGCCAACCAGGCUAAUGAUUUGUUAGACUUGCUGGGUGGUAACGAUGUGGUGCCAGUAAUCCAGACCACAAUGCCCACCAAGCCGGCCUCAGCUGGAGGAGAGCUGCUCGACCUGCUGGGUGAUCUGUCGCUAAGUGGUGGUUCAGCCCCUGCUCCUGCUCCCUCUGUGCCCACCUCCCAACCCUCUUUCCUCCUGGAUGGCCUCUCCUCACAGCCCCUGUUUAAUGACAUUGCAGCUGCAGGUAUUCCUCCUAUGACAGCGUACAACAAGAAUGGCCUGAAAAUAGACUUCACCUUUGAGAGAGCUAAUCCCAAUCCAAACAUCGCAGUCAUCACCAUCCACGCUUCCAACUCCACAGAAGCAGAGAUGACAGACUUUGUUUUUCAGGCUGCAGUACCAAAGACAUUCCAGCUGCAGCUCCUCUCCCCCAGCAGUAAUGUUGUCCCAGCACUCAACCAGGGAACCGUCACACAGGUCAUCAGAGUCCUCAACCCACAGAAGCAACAGCUACGAAUGAGGAUCAAGCUGACGUACACCCACAAAGGCUCGCCCGUGCAAGACCUGGCUGAGGUCAAUAACUUCCCCCCUCAGUCCUGGCAGUGAUGAGCCGCUCCUGUUGCUCUUAAACGCCCCCACCAAGGGAACUAUGAAAACGAUUUUUCCUUUCACCUCCCUCCUUUCUUCCAAUGGAUCCCCCUGUGACACCACUGCAGAUGGCUGCCCUCGAGUUGCAUGGGAAGCAGCAGAGCAUCCAACACAGGAGAAAAUACAGAUGUUACCAAGACCCUGUUGACUAUCAACACCACCAGAAUAAUUGGGAAAACAUAUCAAAGAACUUUCUCUUUUCUUUCUUAAUUGGUUUCCAUGACCUCUUUGCUUAGUCGUACUAUUUUCCACACACAGCCACAGAAGCACAUAUGCACAUGAUUCACUGUGGUACACUCUACCACUGUAAGGCACUGUAGAGAACAAGUGUUGCCCACUACGAGCGAUGCAGUAACCAUAGUCUGAUUUUAAUUUGUGAUUAAACUAUAAACGCUAUAAAUGCUCCGGUCAUGAUUGGCUCUGCAUUCAGACUUUUUCUAUGAACCUACUUACCUGUUUUUGACCCUUCAUAUCAUGAGUGAUAUAACUUGUCAGAGAGUUGUAUUCAUGUUUGAAUUACAUUAAUUUGCUUAAAGCAUGUUUGAGCAUUGUUAGGAUCACAGUCACACCUGGACUCGAGGGAGGAGGGAGGAGGAGUGGGGAGGAGGGGGGACCCUGGUUCUGGUAGUAGAUCUCUGUAUCCUAUGUUUCUAUAGGAGAGUGAUGAGAGCAUGAACAGAUCAGAGAUGCCCCGUUUAAGAACGAGCUCAGACUUUCCCACACAGCUCCUCUAACAUCACCUCACCUGUAGCUUUAGUUUUAGACGUAUAUAUUAAAUUCAGCGGUUACUUGCUUUGCGUAGUUUGAGGAUGUUCAUUCAUUCAUGAGGAUGGAUUUAAUCCAAGCCUGAAAUCUAUCUGAAGACAAGUGGAUUGCAUUUGUGUUGGGUAUCUAUGUUUAAACCUUUCCUGCAUCUGUGUCCUCACAGUCGAGCUUGCAGAUUAGCUAUAUUUCAGAUUUGUUAAACCUGGUUGAACUUAGUCACCAUGCACAUACAUGUAAAUGAAGCUUGUUAUGAAUGUAGUUACAUGCACUGAAUGCUUUUUGUUUGUUUCUUUCCCUCAAGUCUUCUUGUCUUCUGUGAUGGGGACGCUCAUCUUAUUGGCACUAUUUUUGUGAAACGAUGUUUUCUUUCUGCAGUAAUUUGACUUCAUUAUUUAUGCCUGAUAUCAAAGUGAUGUGCCUUUCUGACUUAGCUAGAUAAAAGCCCCUGAACUGUUGAGUUCUGUAUGAGCUUUGUUUGUAAGUCUGCCUGUGUGCUGAUCGUGUUUUCAGCCUGAGAGAAAAGCUCCUGAUGGAUCUGAAUCGGUAUAUCACUUCAAACUUUUCCACCUCUGUAUCUCAUGAUGAGUUAAAACCAGUCACCCACUAAUUCUGACCUGCCCUGACGUCAUCCACAGCCACUGUCUUUGACUGAAAACAUCAGUUACAGCUACACAGUCCUGCUGGUUUUCCCCUGUGCUGUGUGGCAGACUCUCAGUAAAAGCGCCUGUUGGAUGUUGUUAAUAACAAAGCAGAUCUCAAAGACUAUGGCAGCUAAUAGAUGUAAACCUUUCAUAAGCUGGCAUCAAGGUUUCAAAGGUUUUUAAACAGUAGAACUGUUCUCCCCUCCAUCCCCCCAUCAUCAGACAUGAAGUGAGUCGGGGUCUCGUGGUCUCGUGGUGAGGUACUGGGACGGGUCGUUCUGUGGCGACUGUUAUAGUCUGAUUUCCUGGCUCUCGUGUUGUGACCGUGCUGUUGGGGACAGUAACCUUAAUACCUCACAAUGUUCUCUCUUUGCGUUAACUUUCAGUGGCAGUAGAUCCACAGCUUUGUUUAGUUGUUUGUUGAAUUGCAAUCAAGGGGAGCAUCUGCAUGAGAGUUGACGGAAGUUUGUACGUCUCAUUACUUAUGGAGCUGAGCAGCCGCUGCAAUGCUGCGUUCACAUCCUCAGAUGUUCAAUCAGGCUGUAUACUUCUUUUCACUAUGCUUCACUAUCUUCUAACUUCUGUGACCAAAUCAGAGAGACUAUUAGCUUUGGAAAUAUUUUUGAGCUAUGAUAUGUGUAUAUGGAGAAAAUAAUUUCAGUUUUUUCUGUUGUUGACAAAUGCUAUAUUGGCUUUUUUCUGUACAUAUUGAGGGCUUUUACAAUUUUGUCUCUUGUACUAUCUUUCAUCCUUUUUUUAGAUACCAUUUUCUAAAACUUCCAAUUAUUCACAAUGUAUAUUGUCUAAAUAGAUGUAGUCGACAUCAGUCUAUUCAGACUUCCCUGUAUCAUCACUCACUCAUUGUAAAAGAUAUAUGAUCUGCUGCCUGUACAUUGUAUAUAGUUGUAAAACAAACAAGAGCUGAUCAAAUUAAAUAAAACCCACAUGAAGACUUAAAAGAUUAGCUAGGAGGUAUAAUUGUAUGCAUAUAUGUACAAAACAGAAUCUUAAAACAAUGCAACUGAGCUGCAUUUGAUUUACUCUUCAUCACACGUCAUGAUCAGAUGUGUCGUGUUGUUUUACAGAGAUAGUUGGUGAGUCAGUCGGCUUCUUGUUGAGAGAAGGGUUGAGUCUGUUUUAACAGAUGCUGUACUACUGAGAAACUGAAGCACAGUGCUGGCGCCUUACUUCAUCUUGCCCCCUCGAACGCCUCACGUAUCCACGCCCUCCUCCUCUCCAAAGAGGAGCAGGUGGAGCUCUUCCUCCUGGCCUUAUGUUUGGUUCGGUCUUCUUGGCAGUUACUUAAACUGUCUUGAUGCCCCUUGGACUCGGCGUGUUCGCUCUGUAAUCAGGUUGCCUGGUUACCUUUUUGUCUGCCAUGUAGCACCUUCUUUAAAAGCAUCAUGUCUCAACCAAGCAAGGCCUCUACUGAUGCCACACUCGACCUUAUUUCUCCCCUUUAGGCCAGUAGGUUUACACCGGAGCAGAGUUUUAUCGAGACCAGAGCCGAUUGAAGUUUUCUGUGUGAACAGUGGUUCCAGAUGUUGUUUGUUGGAGCAGCAGUGUCCUUCCCUGGGUCUGAACAGUGCAGGGCUUUGUUUCGGCUUCUUGUCUUUACUUUUAUCCCUCAUCGCUGAUGUUAUGUGCCUCUGCAUGGCACACCUCUCAGCCUCUGUCUGUAUCUGGCAGGACAUGAGGGAUCAAUGAAUCCUUGUUUCUGUUAGGAAGUGUCUUGGUUUGUGUUUUCUUACGGAGCGCUGCUUUAACCAUCCCCAAGACAAAGGUGGGGGCGAGCCUGUGCUACGAGCUAAUAACCACAAGGGGGAGCUGUGCAAAAUGGAAGGCGGACGGGAUGGGAAAGGAAGUUUCAUACAUCUAUUCCUGAAUGUUUUUGUUGGUGUUGUUUGUAUUGUCUUAUUCAACCAGUAUGUACCCUUGUUAAUCACAUCUGAUCAGUUCUUUGGAUGAGACCGUAACUCAUGCAGUUUUAAAUGUACAAAUGGAAAUAAACCCAACAUAAGUGCUUUGGACAGUGUAACUUAAAAAGGAAGAAAAGAAACAGAAACAAAAACCCAUCAGCGGUGUGAUCAGCGUCUGAAGUUAUAUUUGUGUGUGUCAGUGUGUGAGUGUGUGAGAGAGACCGAGAGAAAUAAUCAUGCUUGAGAGACGGCGUGUGAUAUGUCUUUUAUCUAGAUAGGACAUAUUGAUUUUUUUGGCUGCAAUUUCAACUCUCAGCUUCUCUGAGCUGCAUGUGAAAACCAGUGUAAAUAAUGUCAUUUCUACUCUGACCUGAGAUUCUUUUUGAAAUGCAAGAAAAGCUCAAAUGAUAAAAAUCUGUCACAGCCACCUUCAUUGGUCAGGACUAACAUGUACAAUAGGAAGUCAUUCAGAUAGUGCUCACAAUACUGUUAGUGUUUUUAAGAGGGUGUUGAAAGUGCACAUCCGUCAUUUGGAUUAAUUGGAUAAUUGAUUUCUGUUCUGUUUUGUUUUAUUUGUCGGGGUGAAUUCAGCGUGUAAAGGGCUUGGAAGAGGAUCUGAAUUAUCACCAUGUUCACUCUCCCUGUUUAAUCAGAAAAUGCAUCCAUUGUAUUUUGAAAACUAAAUCUGUUUGUAACCCCCCGCCCGGGCCUGUCCUGACUGUAAAACAAUAUGGUAUGAUUUGUUUUUUGGGGGGAGGGUGGAGGCAUGAGGUUCACUUUUUCCAGUCAGGUUUGACAUGUUGGAGCUGAACACCUCAGCUCCACAGCUUCAAGGUGAGUGUGAAUGUCAGACUGAAAGUAUGAAAUGAUGAUUAAAGAUGAGAAGUUGUAAACUAUUAAAUGGGAUAUUUUCAAUUUAUGCUGUGUAUUCUUGUCUUUGGGUUGGAGAAAAUGAUCAAGCGAAUAAAAAGUCAAAUAAAAAUCUA
This is a messenger RNA of Lates calcarifer (barramundi perch), 6965 nucleotides long. RefSeq names its product adaptor related protein complex 1 subunit gamma 1 (gene ap1g1). The record is from RefSeq and is a predicted model, not a curated record. Lineage: Eukaryota; Metazoa; Chordata; Actinopteri; Centropomidae. The coding region runs from base 150 to 2612 and encodes 820 amino acids. Gene Ontology annotation, cellular component: membrane coat; AP-1 adaptor complex; Golgi apparatus. Gene Ontology annotation, molecular function: clathrin-cargo adaptor activity. The transcript has 23 exons. Gene Ontology annotation, biological process: receptor-mediated endocytosis; intracellular protein transport; Golgi to vacuole transport.